Nymphaea colorata (pocket water lily) is the source of this 720-nucleotide messenger RNA. RefSeq lists its product as uncharacterized. The record is from RefSeq and is a predicted model, not a curated record. The coding region runs from base 1 to 720 and encodes 239 amino acids. NCBI's taxonomy places the organism in Eukaryota, Viridiplantae, Streptophyta, Magnoliopsida, Nymphaeales, Nymphaeaceae. The transcript has a single exon.
AUGGCUGCCCUCAAGCUCAUCGGUUUCCUUGUGCUCCUUUCCAUCUUCACAGCAGCAGCUCAGCAGCCUCGUAGAAAUGACAGCGAUGUAGAUUCGGCCGUCGGCAACAUGAGAGAGAGGUCCUAUUAUGGGUUCAUCAUGCUCCUGCAAAUGUUAAACUGGCAGACAGUGGCAUCACGGAACGGCAUUACCUUCUUGAUUCCAGCUGACAAAGAGUUGGCAAGUGCCACCAUUGCUCCAGAGCAGAUACAAGAUUUCAUACUGAGCCAUUCUAUUCUUACCCCUCUCUAUUUCAACAACAUGCUACACUUUCCAACGGGUACACUCAUUCCCACAGGACUACCUAAUUUUCUGUUAGACAUCACCAACAACGGACCAUAUGAUUUCUACUUGAAUAAUGCAAAGAUCGUAGCUCCGAAUGUUUGUCAGAGUGCUAGGAUAAAAUGCCAUGGCAUUGAUGCAGUAAUCCAACACAAUACUACAGCUGCUGAGCGCCCACUUCUGCCUGUUACUCAGGUGCCUAAGAUCACCAGUCCAGUUCUCCAGCCUGGUGAGUCUUCACCGCUGCACGAAAGUGCACUUUUGCCUCUGCGUAAUGAGAAUUCUUUGAAACCAAUGUUGAAUGUACUCUCUCAUACAAGCGCAGUUAGUGCAGGCACCACCAUGGGCCACAAUGCUCCCUUGCUUGUUAUGUUGAUUAGCUUUGGGUUGCUCAUCUGA